AUGAAAAAUGUUUAUGGUAGUGAAGUAUUGAGUCGUAAGAAUGUUUUUAAGUGGUAUGCAAGAUUUCGUGAUGGUAGAGACAGCUUUGAAGAUGAUCCAAGACCAGGUCAUUCAGUAACAGUUCGAAAUGAUGAGAACAUUGAAAAAGUGGCCGAAGUCCUACGAAAUGAUCGUUGUGUCUCUACUCGACUCAUUGAAGAGGUUACUGGCAUACCUAAAUCCACUGUCCAUCUCAUUUUACCUGAAAAUUUAGGAAAAAGGAAAAUCUGUGCAUGCUUUGUACCGCACACAUUGACUGACGACCAAAAACAUUGCAGAGUGGAACACUGCAGAGACAUGCAACAAGCGGCCACUACGGAUCCAAACUUCAUGGCAAACAUUGUAACUGGUGAUGAAACCUGGUGUUUCAAGUUUUUCAAGUUUGAACCAUUCACAAAACGUCAGAGCGCGGAGUGGAAGAGCCCAGAAGAUGCCAAACCAAAAAAAGUGCGCAUGGAAAAAAGCCGAAUCAAGACUCUCCUCACAGUUUUCUUUGAUUUGAAGGGUAUCAUCCAUAAGGAAUUCAUGCCAGAAGGUGAAUCAGUUAAUGCUGCUUACUACUUGAGUGGUUUGAAGCGUUUAUGGGCGAGAAUUCAUCGAGUUGGACCUGAAUACUAA
This is a messenger RNA of Uloborus diversus, 657 nucleotides long. RefSeq names its product protein GVQW3-like. The coding region runs from base 1 to 657 and encodes 218 amino acids. Gene Ontology annotation, molecular function: nucleic acid binding. Lineage: Eukaryota; Metazoa; Arthropoda; Arachnida; Araneae; Uloboridae. The transcript has a single exon. The record is from RefSeq and is a predicted model, not a curated record.